CGCACUGCCUGCCCUGCCCGCACCGCCUGCCUGCGCUGCCCGCUUUGCCCGCUCCCAUGGAGCUGCUCUGCAUGGAAGCCGUUCCCCGUGUGCCCCGCGCCGGGCGCGACCCGGAGCUCCUGGGUGACCGGCGGGUGCUGCAGAACCUGCUGAGCCAGGAGGAGCGUUACAGCCCCGGCGUCUUCUACUUCCACUGCCUGCAGCGGGAGAUCAAGCCCUACAUGCGGAAGAUGCUGGCCUUCUGGAUGCUGGAGGUGUGCGAGGAGCAGAAGUGCGAAGAAGAGGUCUUCCCCUUGGCCAUGAAUUACGUGGAUCGCUACCUGUCAUUAGUCCCCAUGCGGAAAAGUCACUUGCAGCUUCUGGGAGCGGUCUGCAUGCUCCUGGCUUCCAAGUUGCGAGAAACCAUGCCCCUGACCGUGGAGAAACUCUGCAUUUACACAGACAAUUCCAUCACGCCUCGGCAGCUCCUGGACUGGGAGGUUCUAGUCCUGGAGAAGCUAAAGUGGGACCUGGUCUCGGUGAUAGCAAACGAUUUCUUGGCUCACAUCCUCUAUCACCUCCCGCUGCCUAAGGACAAGAUGGAGCUGGUGAAGAAACACGCACAGACCUUCAUCGCCCUGUGUGCCACAGACUACACUUUUGCCAUGUACCCCCCCUCCAUGAUUGCGACAGGCAGUAUUGGAGCAGCGAUCCAUGGCCUGAUGGUCUCCGUGAACAAUUUCACCGGUGAGGCGAUCACCGAGCUGCUGGCUAGCAUCACCGGCACGGAGGUGGACUGCCUGAAAGCCUGUCAGGAGCAGAUUGAGGCAGCCUUAGCCGAGAGCCUGAAACAGGUGUCCCAAAGCCAAAAGGAAUACAGCGCUGCCAAGACUGCUGCUUACUCGGCCAGCCAGCCCACCAGCACGCCGACAGACGUCACGGACGUCAACCUGUGACCAGCCACCCAGCCCCGCCGCAGCCGGACCUCACCCUGGACGCCGACAGGUCGCUGCAUUUCCCCCCCCUCCAUCCCAUCCGUCAGGCCCCUCCAUCAGAUGCCCGCUGAGGAUUUGUUCCGCUCGCUGGGAGCGCGGAGCAGGAUCUGUGCUCGUCCGUCGGAGCGGGCAGCCAGAGCUCGCUGCUGCAGGUGGCCGGGGUGAAGCGACCGUUUUCAUGCUGGCAGGGCACAAGAAUAGCUGGGGAGGGGGAGCAGGACCAAAAUGAAGUUGUAAAAUGUUUCUCAGUUUGUGUUCCUCAUAGCCUGGCUGGCCGCUGUUCACCGUCUCCUCGGGGGUGUUUACCGAGACGACUUCCAGCCCUGCGUGGGCCGUCGGUGGUGGACAGCGACCCUCUCACUCUGGCCUACAUGACCAAAAUCCUCGUAGCCCCCCACCUCCCUCCCCGGGUGGGGGUGCUACAGGCCCGCGCGCCUCACGAGAGCGUCGGGUAGGAGGGAGCCCUCAGUCCCAAUUGCUUUGUGCCAGAUUGCUGCGGCUCCUGGGGGGCGAUGCGGCUGCUUCUGCUUGGAGGAACCGUGUGGCUUGUUCCUUGUUGCCGUUGGAUUUGGGAUUUGCGGGCUUUCGGCUUGCUUGGGGGACGUGCUCCCCAUCCGCGUGGACGGCAGGAGAGAAGCCCUUGCCUCAGGGAGCUGCCUCCAGGUCGCGGUUGGGCGCAAUCCCCUUGGCUUUCCGCUGCUCCACUGAGGCUGCUUAAUUUAUUAAUUGCUGAGAAACGAGGAGGGAGGAAGACUUUGCAGUUCCUUGGCCUGGAUGCUGGUCGCUUCUCCGUCCGAAUGAGUGCCUUCACCCUUCGUCCCCUUCCCUAGCUCCCUGGGCAAUGGGAGACUCUCACCUGGAAGCUGGUUGGUUUUUUAGGUAGCUUAGACAUCAGCCUAGGUUUUAAGAAAUACAUUUGAAUGUGCUGCUAUAGUCUGAAAUGCAUUUUUGCUCCUCCAAGGCAGGGAUCUCGGAGCGCGUUCAGGACGGGGCUGUGUUGCAUAUAUGGGUCCGACUUGUCUCCUUAUAGGGUGGAAAACUUGCUGCGCACUUGAGUUGAACUGCAAUUGCAUUUUUGUAUUGUUGAUUCUUUUAGUUUUUAUAAAAAGUGUUUUUAAAAAAAAAAUAAUGCUGCUUUUUAAAGAGAAAACCAUUAAAUAGUAGAAUUGUAUUAACCAGAAGCCACAGCAAUUCUGCAGGGAGGGGAGGCAGACUGCUGCUGCUUGGUGACCUCUGGACACGUGGAUCGGUGGUGGCUGUUCUCCUGUGAGGGACGUGGAAAAGGAGGUAGAAAUCUUUUUUUGGAUGCUACUAGAAACAAAAGUCUUAUCAGGUGGAAAAAGAUGGGGCUGCUGUUCCUUCACUAGCCUGAUCUGUCAAGAAGAGCUGUCUGCCGCUGACUCCUGCUAGCAGGGGGGCUGGGGGUGCACAGGGCCUGUCUGUACAAAAUUUUUUUAUAUAUAUAAAUGAGUUUUAAUUUAAGAGUAAACUGGUUUGAUGUUCACAGGCAAGAGUCCCACUGCUGGGAGAAUCAGGAUCGUAUAAUGUUGCAAUAAAGUAUUUUAAACAAG
Molecule: messenger RNA, 2545 nt
Organism: Grus americana (Whooping crane)
Lineage: Eukaryota; Metazoa; Chordata; Aves; Gruiformes; Gruidae
Gene: CCND3
Product: cyclin D3
Exons: 5
Coding region: 57-935 (292 amino acids)
Biological process (GO): positive regulation of G1/S transition of mitotic cell cycle; mitotic cell cycle phase transition; regulation of cyclin-dependent protein serine/threonine kinase activity
Cellular component (GO): cyclin-dependent protein kinase holoenzyme complex; cytoplasm; nucleus
Molecular function (GO): cyclin-dependent protein serine/threonine kinase regulator activity
Source: RefSeq, a predicted model, not a curated record